Knipowitschia caucasica is the source of this 2664-nucleotide messenger RNA. The record is from the annotation of a GenBank genome assembly. Lineage: Eukaryota; Metazoa; Chordata; Actinopteri; Gobiiformes; Gobiidae.
AUGGCGCGGAGCCGAACAGAGUUGAUGUGGAUGAGCGUGUGCGUGUGUGCCACGGGUCUGCUGCUGCUGAGCGCGCACACAGAGGAGGAGAAUCAACAGAAUGCAGUUUACAGAACAGAUGAGCAGUCAUGCUCUGGAAGUCUCAGUCCUCAGGGCUUUUACACAGGGUCCAUGUCAGUGACGGAGGCUGGCCUCUCCUGCCUCCGCUGGACAGACUUUUCUGAUUACAUGCAGCAGUACCCAGAAGGUGACCUGGGAGAACACACAUAUUGCAGAAAUCCUGAUGGAGAACCACGGCCUUGGUGCUUUUUCCAACAGAAGUCAGGCGCCAUAAGCUGGGCAUACUGCGACUGCAACUACGGAGCAGCCAGGCUUGUGGGAGGACCCACUAACAACAGUGGCCGUCUGGAGCUCUACCUCCAUGGCCAGUGGGGGGCAGUAUGUGAUACACACUGGACUGAUCGUGAGGCAAGUGUGGUCUGCAGACAGCUGAGGCUUGGUGAGUUUGGAAAGGCUCUAUCUCUAUCCUAUUUUGGUCUGAGUUCCACCAUUCACUAUGAGCGUGUGCACUGUCAUGGUAAUGAGAGAUCCCUGAUGGAGUGCCCGAAGCAGAAGUUUGUCUCAGGCGACUGUAGCCAUGGCCACUAUGCAAGGAUGACUUGCGCUGAGCCUGCAGACAGCCUCCCUGUGAGACUUGUGGGUGGUCUGGAACAUUUCUAUGGUCGUGUGGAGGUGUACUAUGAUGGGCUUUGGGGCACAGUCUGUGGUGAUGAGUGGGAUGACACUGAUGCUGAGGUUGUAUGCAGACAGCUUGGUAUUGGGGGUGUUGCAAAAGCAUGGCCAAGGGCCCAUUUUGGCCAGGGCUCUGGCCCAGUUUACCUUGCUGGUGUUCACUGCACUGGAAAUGAGCUGGCUCUAGAGUAUUGUCCACAAAGCAAGAUGGGUCUGCACAACUGUGAGCACUCCCAAGACGCGGGAGUGUCUUGUAACCCCUACACAGAUGGUGCUGUUCGUUUAGUGGGGGCAGAUGGACCAUGGGAAGGUCGUGUGGAGAUCUACUCGGGAGGAAAAUGGGGAACAGUCUGUGAUGAUAACUGGACAGAGCUAAAUACACAAGUGGUGUGUAGACAGCUGGGCUUCAGUUACCAGCUGGGCAGUGCACCAGAGGGAUCAUAUGAAGAGGGCCGUGGUCUGAUCCAGCUGGAUGAGGUGCAGUGUAAUGGCACAGAGCACAGUCUAUUGGCUUGCUCCCACUCUGCUUUGGGCCAGCAUGACUGCACUCACAGUGAAGACGUAGCAGUGCGUUGUCAAAGGUUCUUUGGUUCACAUAAGAGCCCACCUGUCACCCGCAAGUUCUCUUUGGCUGGCCCUGUGCUGCGACUUGUGGCUGGGGAGAGCCCAACUGAGGGCAGAGUGGAGGUGUUUAUGAAUGGCCAAUGGGGCACUGUAUGUGAUGAUGGAUGGGAUGACAUCAAUGCUGCUGUUGUGUGCAAACAGCUGGGAUUUCAGGGCACUGCUAAGGCUCGGUCCAUGGCAUACUUCGGACAAGGCCAGGGUCCGAUCCACUUGGAUAAUGUCCGAUGCUCCGGGCUGGAAUUGUCGCUGGACCAGUGUCAGUCUGAUCAAGGAGGGCACAACUGUCGUCACAGUGAGGAUGCAGGGGUCAUCUGCCAAUACACUCUGGAGCCAUUGCAAGACAGUAGUACAUCACUUAACAUGUGUGGUGUGAGUCUGAGCAAGAAACGCCGCUUUCCACGAAUCAUCGGGGGCUCCAAGGCCUUCAGGGGCGAAUGGCCAUGGCAGGUCUCCCUGUGGCUCAAGUCCCAGUCAAAAGGGAACCAUCCUCUGUGUGGAGCUUCUCUAAUCAACUCAUGCUGGGCCCUUUCUGCUGCCCACUGCUUCAAGAGGUUUGGCUCUGAUCCCAGUCGAUAUUUGUUACGCCUCGGUGACUAUCACACUCAGGAACAAGAUGACUUUGAACGCACGCUGAGGCCUGAGCGCAUCGUCAUCCACAGGAGGUACCAAAGCCAGGCCUGGGAUUAUGACAUUGCUCUGGUACGACUCAAAGGUGCUGAGGGCAGCUGCGUGGCUUUCAACCCUCACACGAGGGCUGUGUGCUUACCAGAGUCCAGCCGUAAGGAGGAGAAAAGGCCAGUCUCUUGUGUCAUUACCGGUUGGGGAUUCACAGACUCCGAGUACUCCCGGACUCUGAAGCAGGCCCAGGUUCCACGGCUUCCUUCUUGGAUGUGCAAGAAGAGGUAUGGGGCCCGCUUCACCAACCGGAUGAUGUGUGCGGGCAGCCUUUCUGAACAGCAGCGUGUGGACAGUUGUCAAGGGGAUAGCGGAGGGCCUCUGGUUUGCCAGGACGUGGGGGGCCGCUGGAUUCUUACUGGAGUCAUCUCUUGGGGCCAUGGCUGUGGGAAUCCUACCUAUCCUGGGUGUUGUGAGCUGAAGACCACCUUGAUGAGUGCACUAGUUUGUCAUGCAUGUCAUAUGGCCAAUGAGCUGCUGCCCUUCUCUGUUGCCAUGCGAGCUGUUGGCAUCUCCACACGCGCACAACACACGAGCGCGGUGGCUGUAACCGGAAGUGAUGAUCAGCUGAUUGAGGAGGGGGAAGGUUCUCUUCGCUGUGUGCGAAGCUUUGAGGACGGCGACAUACAGUGA